This is a messenger RNA of Phialemonium atrogriseum, 1111 nucleotides long. RefSeq lists its product as uncharacterized. Gene Ontology annotation, molecular function: protein binding. The record is from RefSeq and is a predicted model, not a curated record. Bases 129 to 914 code for a protein of 261 amino acids. NCBI's taxonomy places the organism in Eukaryota, Fungi, Ascomycota, Sordariomycetes, Cephalothecales, Cephalothecaceae. The transcript has a single exon.
GGUCACUGGAAAGUGCAUUUUACCCCAUAACCGAUCGCAUAGUCGAAGGACACCUUUCGCGCUUCUGGUUAUCCGAGCUAGACCCGCACUUCCAGCCAACCCCGACGACCCAGAAAGCUUAUGCGUUGAUGUGUUUCCUGGAAAUGCGGCUAUGGGAAUUGAGUUCGGCCCUCCUGUCCAUCUCCAAUACGGAGUCAGCUUCGACUAUGCAUGACAAUUUGCUUCUCACACGAAUGUCCUGGACCACGGCCUUCUCUCCGUUCAGAGACUUAAGUUAUGUGCAUUCAGAGGGCAUGGUCCAGUACGCGUUUGAAGGCACGUUACCAGAGUGGGCAGCUGUGUUCGGAGCCGUGACCGACCUGCCCAGUUGUGGAGAGUUAUUUGCAUUCCUCCUUGAGAAUUGGUCUGCAUCGUUUGUGCGGCAAACACCGGGGAUUCUGCUCUCGGUCUUGCUCGCCCAUGCAAGCCGCUGGUCCCCUUGUUCGGUUAACUGUCAGCCGUCAGUAUGCGACGUCGCUAAAACAAUCGCGUGCGGGGCAAGUUUAGAACCGCCAGAGUACCAGGUGACGCCUCUGCAAAUUGCAGCAGCAAGGGGAGACGUUAACGCUACUAGGAUGCUACUCGCUGCAGGAGCGAAAGUCAAUAGCACAGGGCCUGUUGGCGGCACUGCGUUCUCUACAAGAAAUCCGCUGAGCCAUAUCAACUCUUUACAUGGCGCUAGCCCACUGUACCUCUGUCGAAGAUAUUUACAGCACUGCGCUUCCGAAUAUGUUGAAGGUGGACUGCAUGUUGAGAGGCUGCUACUGGAGCAUGGAGGUGAAGAGUUAAGGACUUCAAUGCAUGGUCUAGUGGAGGGCUGUGAGAUAGUGGAUGACAUCGUGGACGUUAUAUUGAACAGACGAGACGUCAUAUAAUAUAGAUAGUGAGUAUGGGCAACGUAUCCUCAUCGGCGACAGCAACAACAAUAUCAAUGGCGACGGCAAUAUCAAUGGCAUCGGUGCCUUUGAAUUUCCUUCCAUACCAAACCCUAACCCCCUGCCGGUACCGGCAAAAAAGUGGAGAGGCGGGGUCGGGAUGGGUAAAUGGGGGGGUCGGUAUGGAGGCGCUCUAU